Plasmodium vivax (malaria parasite P. vivax) is the source of this 2159-nucleotide messenger RNA. RefSeq lists its product as hypothetical. NCBI's taxonomy places the organism in Eukaryota, Apicomplexa, Aconoidasida, Haemosporida, Plasmodiidae. The record is from RefSeq and is a predicted model, not a curated record. Bases 1 to 1893 code for a protein of 630 amino acids. The transcript has 3 exons.
AUGAAAGCCGUAGCGGCGGUGGCUGCGAUCGCUUUGCUGCUCAGACAGAGCGCUCAGGUGUUCGCCUUGAGAAACGCCAAGGGGGAAUUCACCUGGUUAGGCAGGACCCCCGAUGAACGGAUCGUGCCCAACAGGAUAGAAAAUUACAAAAAUGAGGUGGAGGCGCAGCAAAAUGACAAACUCACAAAUGAAGUGGACUAUCAGCUGAACGAACUGAUAGACGUGAUGCGUCUCGUGGGAGACACACAAGAAGAGCAAAAAGGGAAACUGCAUAACUUGUCUACCUCAUUAGAAGUGACGAAAGAUGCGCUCAUGAAAAUGUUAAGUGAAUAUGAAAAUAGAAUCGACCAGUUAGAAUACACCAUUAUGGAGAGCAAAAAAUAUGACCCAUAUAGGGAGAGAUUUAAUUACCCUAUAUCUAAGUAUUGGCUUCAAGUGGACUUGCUUAACUUUAAAUCGUUAUGGAAGUACCUGAAGAGGAAGCAUUUCACCUCAAUCGUACAGCCAGUCGAAAUGACAAAUGUAAAGUACCCAUCAUCCAUAAUGCUCCUAAGACACCACGUAAUUGCUGAGGGGUUCGUCAACGUCGAGGUGGUCCAGAAGGCUUCUUCCCUCCAACCCCAAAUAAACCAGUCAGCUGCUGGUAUCGUUUUCGAUUUUGUAGAUGCUCACAAUUUUAGGUUCGUCCAAUUGUCCUUUUUGAAUGGGCAGGCGGUUCUCUCCGUGGAAGAGGUGACCGGCUCCCUCCACAGCAAAAUACUUUCCAAAGGAGUCGAGGCAGACAGAAACGACUUCAACACUUUGAUGUGCGAAUUCGUGUCGAGCAAAAUGAACGUCUUCUUAAACUACAAAAAGGUGAUGGAGGUGGAUUUCGCCGAUAGAGGGAUAAGCGGGAAUGGAGGAGGAAGCCCUACCAUGUAUGGUGAUCGACCGUUUCGAAGUGGUGCGAACCGGAAGGUGGGCCUCUUCACCAAAAGUGGGACUGCAGAAUUUAGAAACUUCCUCACGGGCACCCUCCAGUUUGAACAUCUCCUAAAGCAUGCUCUGGUAACCCCAGACAAGAAAGACAUCUCCACAGCAUCGGUGGCAAAUUCUUACCGUUUCUCCAAUAGGGAGAGUAGAGAUGACCUCAGUGUAUACACCAUACCUUAUAGCAGCAGAGACUACGACGAUUAUGAGGAGGAAGAACAAACCGAUGAUGUUUAUCCCACCCCCGAAUGGAAUUCGCAUUACGAUGAUGUGAACGUGUCGGGACAUGCCAAAGGGGUUACCAUCCCUAGUGGCUCCCCCAACGAAAUGGCGCUCAACUCCUGUGAGGAGUAUAGGGGAAAAAAUUUUAGCCUAACCGAUUGGAUAAGCGAUAGUAGAGAGGCCUCAAACAACUGGAAAGUGCUAUCCCAGUUUGGAAUAAAAAGAAUAAUAUUUCGCAACAACUACAAAUCUGCUGUGGUCAACUCGGCACUGAUUUAUAGAAAGAACUUAUGUAACUCGAUCAGCAUAUCUUCCUACAUUAAAAUCGAAAACGAUACGGAAGCGGGACUCCUCUUUAGAUAUGACAAUAGGGAUAGCAUGUACACAUUAACCAUUUCAAGUACUAAUAGGGAAGCCAUUUUGAAGAAGAAAAAAAAUAAUAUCGAAACGGUCCUAAAAAAUGCCUAUGUAAAAAGCAUCAAUUCGUUUCAAAGGCAUCAUUUGCUCGUCAGGGACACGGGCGAAAGGGGCAACCUCAGCGUAUCCCUUGAUGGCGUCCAAUUGUUUUCUCUGCGCGGGGAGAAUUAUUUCAACUCUGGCAGAGUCGGUUUUUUCGUUGAGCACGGCCACGCCGCGUUCGACACGUUCAAAGUUGAGCAGCUCGCGCAGGGCGCGGAGAAAAAUCGCUCCACGCUUGAAUAGGCACAGAAAAAAGAGGAAAAAAAAAAAAGAAGAAAAGGAGGGACUCCCAACAUUUGGGUAGAUACCGCUCACCCUUCAUUCUUCCAAUGAGCAGGUACGCACGUGCCGCUCCACAAUUCUCUGAUGAGCAUGUUACCCCGGCAUAGCGUUCGAGGUGCUCGUUUUGUUCCCAAUUUGGGGGGACGCUCAUCCGUUCUGGUGACCAUUUGUCGAGAGUAACUCUCUCCCACGUUGCAUCCUCACUGACUGCUUCACUUUGGUCUCCC